This is a messenger RNA of Encephalitozoon cuniculi GB-M1, 1044 nucleotides long. RefSeq lists its product as uncharacterized. The transcript has a single exon. Bases 1 to 1044 code for a protein of 347 amino acids. Gene Ontology annotation, molecular function: zinc ion binding. Lineage: Eukaryota; Fungi; Microsporidia; Unikaryonidae. The record is from RefSeq and is marked provisional.
AUGCUGGGCUUGGACACCAACAAGACAGUAAGAGAGGGAGGCAAGACGUGUGUAUAUCUAAAUCUGCCGGAGGACUUUAUAUAUGACAUAGAUAGCAUAGCGGUUGAAUAUGAUGAGAACGGGCAAGGUGUGGAGAUAGUCAACGACUUGAUACCGGGAUUCAUCAAGGACAACAUGAAGAAGUUCUUUAGGGGAGACCUAAGAGAGUAUAUAGGGUUUCUGGAGGAGAACCUGGAAACGUUCUUCAAGGGAGAGGUCCCGAAGAUGAAGGAGGCAGAGAAGUCCGAACAGGUUGUAAGGCCGUUUGAGCUGCCAAGAGACUACAAGUUUCCUGUUGACAGGAGAUCGUCGAUGAACAUAAGUAUUGAGAUUGAAAGAAGAUAUAUUUCUAUUGUUUCCUGUGAAAGCCUCAAUUUACAGGUUGGAUGUAACAGGUGUGGAAGAAACCUCGAGACGUCCGGGCCUGCAGAAUGUCCAGGAUGCAGGUCUAGAUUGGAAGUGAAGUACAUCCCCUCUGUCGACUCUGAAUUCCUGGGGUUUCUUGGUCUCCGUGGCUGUAAGUUAAUCUGCUUCAAUCCUUCGAAGUACCAGCUUUCUUGCGACGGAUGCUGCAUGAACUACGAGACCAACGAGCUGGGGAUAGGAGACGCCUUUAGGAUGAAGUGCUAUGAAUGUCUAUCGAGCAUCUUCUUGAGGAUAUCUAGCAUAAAACUCAUAGAGAGAAAGAAAGAAGCCCUUACGCCAGGACAGCCGCUUCCAGGUAAGGGCACAUGCAAGCACUACAGGAAAUCAUACAGAUGGUUUAGGUUUCCAUGCUGCGGCUCCCUUUAUCCUUGUGACAUAUGCCACGAUGAGGAGAGCGGGCAUGCAUGCCAGAUGGCAAACAAGAUGGUUUGUGGACUGUGCUCCAAGGAGCAGGGAGUCAAUAAGGAAUGCCCCUGUGGAAUGAAUUUGAAGAAGUCCACGUCGUUCUGGGAGGGGGGAAAGGGCAGUAGAAAUAAGGCAACAAUGAGCAGAAAAGACAAGAAAAAGUAUACGAAGUAA